Molecule: messenger RNA, 2826 nt
Organism: Cyphellophora europaea CBS 101466
Lineage: Eukaryota; Fungi; Ascomycota; Eurotiomycetes; Chaetothyriales; Cyphellophoraceae
Product: trehalose-phosphatase
Exons: 2
Coding region: 1-2826 (941 amino acids)
Biological process (GO): trehalose biosynthetic process
Cellular component (GO): cytosol; alpha,alpha-trehalose-phosphate synthase complex (UDP-forming)
Molecular function (GO): catalytic activity
Source: RefSeq, a predicted model, not a curated record
AUGACGCUCUUUGUCGCUUCGCUCUUUCUCCCUUACACUAUCAACUUUGAUUCAAAUGAGUCUACUCCUGAGGAUGUUUCCAGGCAGUCAACAGCACCUCCAUCUUAUCAAGAUGCCCGCGAGAGCCGCAUUGUGAGUGUAUGGACGCCGGGCGCCGCCGUGACUGGCUUGCCAAGUGCUAGCAUACCGAAGACCCCUGGAGCCACCACCAACCUGGAAACUAUCUUCCAACCUCAUGUCGAGCGGCCAUUCAACCUCAUGGCCCCGUCUCCUCGCGGAAAGGGCAAGCAAAAUCCAGGUGCAAAUAACUCGACCUCAAACCUCUCCACUGUCUCAACGCACCGCAAUCCCCACCUGAUGCCACUGAGUGAUCUCUAUUCUCCCUCCGAGGUCAAGACUCCGUACUGGAACCAGCCUCUCUCUCGCGCCAAAUCUCCGCCUCCCAGGGACAUCCGCCAUUAUAAGGCUCAACUUCAGGAUAAGCACAGUAGUACUCCUUGGAGGGCGACAAGAACUACCCGCGAAAGAUCGCGAACCUCCAGCAGUGAGCGCAAAUUCAAUGAGGAGAAUUUCACUAUCCAGAACGCUCGUCGUGGCAAUGGAGGACUCUUCAACGUCAUCAAUACUGUCAGUGACGCCGGAUUGUUAUCUGAAAAGACCUGGGUUGGUACUCUUGGUAUGCCUACCGAUGCCCUGCAGGAUCACGUUAAAUCAACCAUUGCCGAGCGCCUGGAAGACGACUACGAGUCUUUAGUUGUCUACAUCAGCGACGGUGAUGCUGACGGCCACUACGAGCACUUCUGCAAGACCAUCCUGUGGCCAAUCUUCCACUAUCAGAUCCCCGACCAUCCCAAGAGCAAGGCAUACGAAGAUCAUUCGUGGUCCUACUACGUGGAAGUCAAUCAAACCUUCGCCAAUCGCAUCAUUAAGAACUACAAGAAGGGUGACAAAAUCUGGGUGCACGAUUACCAUCUCCUCUUGGUGCCAGGCAUGCUGCGCGAGAAGCUGCCCGAUGCCGAAAUUGGCUUCUUCAUGCAUACCGCGUUUCCCUCGUCCGAGGUCUUCAGAGUUUUGGCCAACCGUAAUGAAAUGAUCGAAGGCUUACUCGGAGCUAACAUGGUGGCAUUUCAGACCGAAGAGUAUGGCCAGCAUUUUCUACAAACGUGCAGCCGGAUUCUCAACAUAGAGGCAAACCGUGACGGCGUUGUCCUCGACGAUGGUCGUUUUGUCCACGUCUGCAACGUUCCCAUGGGUAUCAAUCCCAAGAGCCUUGAUAAGAUGAGAGCUCUACCUGAGGUCAACGAAUGGACUACGGAGAUUGCGGAGCGCUAUGCUGGCAAGCGCAUCAUUGUCGCUCGUGACAAGCUGGAAGGUAUUCGCGGUCUUCGCCAGAAGAUGCUCGCCUACGAGCUCUUCCUCGACCGCUACCCAGAGUAUGCCAAGCAAACGGUGUUGAUCCAAAUCGCCACUUCUGCCAGCGAAGGUGCCGAACUCAGUGCGACCAUCUCCGACAUUGUCACGCGGAUCAACUCUAACCAUUCGACUCUAGCACAUCAGCCGGUUGUUUUCCUUCGACAAGAUAUCGAUCAUUCCCAAUAUCUCGCUCUUCUUAGCGUGGCAGAGUGCUUGCUAAUCACAUGUCUUCGCGAAGGAAUGAACCUUACUGUUCACGAAUACAUAUACUGUCAGGAUGGCAAGUUCAAUAACAACAAAUGGUCGCCCCUGAUUCUGAGUGAAUUUACGGGAUCAGCUUCCAUAUUUGGCGACAACCCACUGCUUAUCAACCCUUGGGAUCAUGGUGCAUGUGCUGAGGCCAUCAAGCAGGCCCUUGACAUGGGAACGGACGAGCGCAAAACGCGCUGGCAUAACAUGUACGGCCGGAUCAUGAACCAAAACGGCACUCAGUGGUACACUUCGUUCAUGGAACACCUCAAACACGCCUUUGAGGAGCAUGCGGUACGUGAUCUUACCGCCGUUCCUAGACUAUCCAUUCCAAACCUUGUCAGCAAGUACGCCAACGCGAAACAGCGGCUGCUCAUCCUUGAUUACGAAGGAACUUUGGCAUCCUGGGGUGCGCCUAAUAACAUUAUCGCAUCAACCCCCAAACGUCUCACUGACACUCUCAAUGAUCUCAUCGAUGACCCAAAGAACACCUUGUAUGUUAUGAGCUCACGGAUGCCUGAGGAGCUGGAACGACUGUUCAGUCUUGUUCCCGGCCUUGGCCUAAUCGCUGAAAAUGGCGCAUUCAUGCGUGAAGCUGGUAUUGCGGCCUCCGAUGAGUGGCUUGAGCUUGCUAACUUGGAUCACGUUGCGAAAUGGAAAGGCGGGGUCAAGAAUAUUCUGAACUAUUACGUUGAGCGCGUCGAGGGUUCGAAAAUUGAUGAACGCCAUUCUGCUAUCAUCUUUGAUUAUCAAAAUGCCGAUAACUCCUCCUCGGCCUUCAAGUCAGCUGCUGAGUGUGCGAAUCACAUCAAUGAGGCUUGUACCAGCCAACAUAUUCAAGCAGUACCCAUUGAUAAUGGGAUCUGCAUCUCAGAUGUUGACACCAAUAAGUCGUCCGCAACUACCAUGAUUGGUGACAAUCUGCGAAAGAGAUCGGAGGACAAGGGCAUGCCAAUGCCAGAUUUCCUGCUUGUUAUCGGGGAUUCCCGAGAGGACGAAUAUGUUUUUGAAUGGGCUCAUGAGUUGGAGCGAAAGGAUGUCAUUGAGAGCGUACAUACUGUCACCCUGGGCACCCGCAACACCACAGCCAGUGCGACACUCACUCAAGGUGUGACGGGUGUGAUCUCGACGUUGCGAAAGCUUGCAGCUUGCUCUCAGGACUAG